AUGCAUCUCCUCAGCUUCCUCUACCCUGCGCUGCUGGCAGCGAGUGGCGCAGAAGCCCUCCGCUCAGACAAAGUCAAGCUGGCUAAGAUUGAAAGUCUCACGCUGCGCAAAGGACAGCAGACUUCCGCGCGACGCGUUGACCCUAUCCCUCAGCUGAAAUGCAUCGGCGGUUCCGCACGCGGCCUCUGUGAACCCGAGAUAAUGCGCUGCAAGAACAGCGGCUCUGACUACGACGAAGACUCUAUACAAUGGACCUGCACCGCCUCGCUCCCCGAAGAAUUCAAACUCGGCUCCACAGACGUCAUCUGUGAAGGCUACGAUUACCCCGAGGACCCAUACAUCUUGAAAGGAAGCUGCGGAGUAGAGUACCGUCUUGUCCUCACGGAGAAAGGCCAAGAGAAGUACGGCAAGGGAAGAGGAAGAUGGCAGGGCGACGAUGACGAUGACGACCGACGUGACGGACCGAAAACCAUGGGCGAGAAGAUCGCAGGCGGACUAUUCUGGAUGCUCUUCGGUGGUGUCGUGCUGUGGAUGAUAUACUCUGCGCUGAGGAACCGCGCACAAGGUCCGGAUGGCGGCGCAGCAGGAGGCAACAGACCUGGCUGGGGAGGUGACGGCGGCGGUGGUUGGGGUGGAGGCUACAACGACGACAACGACGACCCGCCUCCACCAUACUACCCGAACAAUCCCAGCAACCCCAAGUCAGGCUACGGUGCGACACAACCGGCACAAGGCUGGAGGCCUGGCUUCUGGUCUGGUGCUGCAGGUGGCGCUGCUGCUGGAUGGGCUGCGGGCCAGUUUGGCAACAGAGGUAACCGGAACAACCAGACGGGCGGCUGGGGCGCUGGAAAUGGUAGUGGCAGUCGCUGGAACAAUGGCGGAGAGGGUAGCUCAAGGAGUUCGUCUGGUGAUAGUUUCUCCAGCACCAGGCAUGAGAGCACUGGGUUCGGCGGAACGUCGCGGAGAUGA
This is a messenger RNA of Alternaria ventricosa, 969 nucleotides long. RefSeq lists its product as uncharacterized. The transcript is spliced from 2 exons. Lineage: Eukaryota; Fungi; Ascomycota; Dothideomycetes; Pleosporales; Pleosporaceae. Gene Ontology annotation, cellular component: endoplasmic reticulum membrane. The coding region runs from base 1 to 969 and encodes 322 amino acids. Gene Ontology annotation, biological process: regulation of store-operated calcium entry. The record is from RefSeq and is a predicted model, not a curated record.